AUGCUAGAUCACUUUUCAAAAGCUGAAGCUUACUAUGUAAAGUUCUCCUGGGUUCGUAAAUGCUACUACUAUAAAAUAUUCCAUCUUGCUGUUCAAUUAUUAUAUUUACUCGUUAUUGGAGCGACUGCAAUUGCAAACCCCGGGGAUUGUUCAUCACCAAUUCAAGUCUUUUUAGAAGGAUUAUUCGGCCUUUACAUUUCUGGAGUCAUUAUCAAUUCAGUAGUAGGUGGAACAAGGCUAUGCAAAGCAUAUAUGGGAAAUGGGAUGCACAGACUCCGUUUUGAAGGUGUCACAUUAGGAAUUGACACUUGUUAUUAUCCAGUAUAUUUUGCGUUUACUUUAUUUGAAGUUGCAUGAUAUUUAUUAGGAAGCGUAUGGUAUUUCCAAGACAAUGAUUGCAAUAGUGAAUAUUCUGUAGGCGCAGGAAUCACUGUCACAAUUUUGAUUUUAUGGUACAUUUUUAUCAUUUGUUUGAUAACCUCGUGUGUUUGGUUUAAUUGGUACAUACAUCAUGUAGAUAUGCCAAGAAUACAAAAUCCGAAAGAAAAUGAGGUAAAAUUUGAGUACCCGAAUGUUGAUAAGAGACCUUAUCCAGAGCCGAGUCCAAUGAAAAGUGUAUAUAAAAAUACAGAAGAUAGGACUUAUCCUCAAACUCCAGCAAAAAAUAUAGAGGAAGAAAGGCAAAGGUAUGAGAGAGAUCCUGAUGAAAGCUAUAGGGAUGAUAAAGAUGUAUAUGGAGAUGUGCAAGGAGGGGUAAAGUUAUAUGUGAAAAAGCCUGGAGUCAUUUUUGAAGAAGAUCCUAGGGUGUCUCAGGGAUCUAAUAAUCAAAGACAAAAAGAAAUUUAUGAAGAAGAUCCAGGACAGCAAGCUUAUAAUCAAAGACGGUUACCAAGGGCGAAUUUUAGAGAAAAUCCUUCAAGAGUAGAAGAACAGAAUAACCAAAGGGAGUUGGAAAUGAGAAAGUUUCCUCCGAAUUAUAACUAA
This is a messenger RNA of Blepharisma stoltei, 984 nucleotides long. Lineage: Eukaryota; Ciliophora; Heterotrichea; Heterotrichida; Blepharismidae. The record is from the annotation of a GenBank genome assembly.